Molecule: messenger RNA, 1071 nt
Organism: Fopius arisanus
Lineage: Eukaryota; Metazoa; Arthropoda; Insecta; Hymenoptera; Braconidae
Exons: 3
Coding region: 552-1046 (164 amino acids)
Source: RefSeq, a predicted model, not a curated record
UUUUGUUUUUCAUUCAAUUUUUACAUCCACAAAAAUAAAUCCAUGCAAAAUUCAAUUAUUGUAAUGAAAAUUGUGAGAGUUGCAGUCGAAGAGGGAGAACAGAACAUAAUAGAAAGAGAAGUCGAGAUUUCCUUAGUGUGGUACAAGCCCUUUAUUUUUUAUUGGUUGGAAUUUCUAGAGAUAUAACAAAUUAACUAGAGCUAUUAGUUUCUAAUGAAAAUUAAUUAUAAUGUGUUGAGUUUACCAACUAUUAUGAAGGGCACUAGUUAGAUUUAUAUUGAACUUCGACCUUCAUAAUGUUUUUUAAGUGAUAACGUAAGCAUAGUCAAUGGAUUUCAAUCGAAAUGUGUAAUGGAGAAUUUUAUAAGCGACGCUGGAGAGUGUGCUGCAAUAAAUCUUUAAGUAAUAAAAUAUAUAAAACGAAAAAAUACAGGAAGUUCAACAAUUUGAUUUUUAAAUCCUCAAUUCCAUGAAUUUUUUCGUUGAUAUUGUUUCGGUCCGAUUCCAUGGAGUUCGUGGUUAUCGAUCAAACAAGACAUUAAUAACUAACCAUGACUGAAAAAAUUGAAAAUAUCACCCUGAAAUCACUGAAAAAUUUAUCAAAUGCGAAUAAAGAAUUGACAUUGAGUGCACGUGAAGAAUCUGUGAAUGAAUCAAAAAUACAAGAUGUGACCGACCUCUCGUACGAAGAUCUGAAGAUAUCUCUGAGUCGUGCGAAGGAAGAGGCUGUGGAGCCUUUUACCUUUCUCAACAACAUCUCAGACGAAUUACAGGCAUCAUAUGUCGUGCCAAGGGACACUGAUAUCGACAUUCAACUGGCAGCCCUCUCUCAACGAAUUGAACUGAACAAAUCUCUUCUAGAGAAGACAAAUGCUCGUAUAAAAAGAAUUAAUUCCUCUGAAGAUUUUUUCGGAGUUGAUGAGAUGACGGAUAUUCCAGCCCUUCCUCCUGGACCGAAUUCCGUGAGUGAAACCCUGCGAGCCUCGCUCUCAACGAUCGCCCAAGUCCAAGAAAUCAUCUCAAAAACCUCCGAAGCUUUGUAUUAAAAGUAAAGAACAAUAAAAUCUCCCA